AUGCUCGAAGUUUUAAACCUUGGAAACAAUAAUCUGUAUGACACAUUCCCUUUACGGUUGGGAAAAUUGCCUUGGUUGGUGGUUCUUAUAUUGCGAGCAAAUAGGUUUUAUGGUCCAAUUAAACAUGUGAAAAUUUAUUUUCAAGACUUGGAUGUACUAGACAUUGCUUUCAAUAAUUUUUCUGGUCAAUUACCAAUUGAAUUCUUUCAAGUUUCUCAACUAAGGUCACUUAUAAUCAAUGGGAAUAAAUUGGAAGGGAAGUUGCCGAAGUCAAUAGCUAAUUGCAGAAAUCUUGAAGUUUUGGACCUUGGAAAAAAUAUAAUACAGGACGCAUUUCCUUUUUGGUUGGUGAAAUUGCCUUCUUUGAAAGUUCUUGUACUAAGAGCAAAUAGAUUCUACGGUCCGAUUAAAAUUUCUAAGGAUGAAAAUACUUUCCCAGAGUUACACAUGCUGGACCUUGCUUCCAAUAACUUGUCAGGGUUUGAAAUUUUUUAUGAGAAGAUCUUAACCAUCUUUGUUUGUCUUGACCUUUCUAAUAAUAAUUUUCAUUGGAGAAUACCGGAAGAAAUACAAAACCUCAAGUCACUCAAAGUGCUAAACUUGUCCUAUAACAGCAUCCUCGGCCCAAUUCCUUUAGCACAUGGAAACUUAACUGAGCUUGAGUCGUUGGACCUCUCCCAGAACAAACUCUCCGGAAAGAUUCCUCUACAGCUUACAAGCCUAACUUUUCUUGCAGUAUUGAAUCUCUCUUGCAACCAACUUGAGGGAAGCAUACCACAAAGCUACCAAUUCAAUGCAUUUUCAAACGAUUCUUACAAAGGGAACCCAAGAUUGUGUGGGCUGCAUUUGACAAGGAAAUUCAACGAAGUUGGUCUUGGAAUGCCACCCUCUAAGAAAGAUGGAGAUUCAUGGGUAGAUGGUAUAUCUGAUUGGAAAAUCGUAUUGAUUGGGUAUGGAUGUGGUUUGGUGAUUGGGUUAUCUGUUGGAUAUACAAUGCUGAAUGAGCUGAGAAACAAAUGGAUGGCUAGGAUUGCAGUCUCCAGUUCCACUCUUCCUCUUCCACAACAGAAAUUGUGUCUGAAUGUUUUUUUCCUGGUGUUACGGUGGUGUUUUACUGCUGAGUUAUGGGGAUCUCCAGCUGUUCACCCUAUUGUGUAA
This is a messenger RNA of Durio zibethinus, 1158 nucleotides long. Lineage: Eukaryota; Viridiplantae; Streptophyta; Magnoliopsida; Malvales; Malvaceae. The record is from RefSeq and is a predicted model, not a curated record.